Rasamsonia emersonii CBS 393.64 is the source of this 1155-nucleotide messenger RNA. Its product is annotated as Galactonate dehydratase. Lineage: Eukaryota; Fungi; Ascomycota; Eurotiomycetes; Eurotiales; Trichocomaceae. Gene Ontology annotation, molecular function: galactonate dehydratase activity. The record is from RefSeq and is a predicted model, not a curated record. The coding region runs from base 1 to 1155 and encodes 384 amino acids. The transcript is spliced from 3 exons. Gene Ontology annotation, biological process: D-galactonate catabolic process; amino acid catabolic process.
AUGGGUAGAAUCAAGACCAUCGAGUACUUUCGCGUCAAGCCCCGAUGGCUGUUUGUCAAAGUGACGGAUGAAGAGGGCCACUAUGGCUGGGGAGAGAGCACUCUCGAAGGUCACACUGAAGCGGUGGAAGGCACCCUGGCCGAACUAAGCGAGAGGUUCCAGGGAUAUGAAGCUGAUGAUAUCGAACACAUCUGGCAAUCUGCCUGGCGCCUCGGUUUCUAUCGUGGCGGGCCCGUCUUCAUGUCUGCCAUCUCGGGGAUCGACAUCGCCCUCUGGGAUCUGAAGGGCCGUCGGCUAGGGGUCCCAAUCUACCAGCUCCUCGGGGGCAAGGUUCGCAACAAGCUCUCUGUCUACGCCUGGAUCGGCGGAGACCGGCCGUCAGACGUCGAAUCUGCCGGCAAGACUCGACUCGCGCAGGGAUUCAAGGCCGUCAAGAUGAACGCGACGGAAGACGUCAACUGGCUGGACUCGCCCAGCGUGCUGGAGUCCAGCAUCCAGCGGCUGCAGACAGUCAAGGCGAUCGGGCUCGACGCAGCCUUGGAUUUCCACGGCAGACUGCACAAGCCGAUGGCCAAGCAACUGGCCAAAGCCCUCGAGCCUUACCGUCCGCUGUUCAUCGAGGAGCCUCUCCUCUCUGAGCAUCCCGAAGGGAUCAAGCAGCUGUCUAACCUGAUCUCGUGUCCCAUUGCCCUCGGGGAGCGGCUCUUCAACCGGUGGGAUGUCAAGCGGUUUCUGACAGAUGCCAGCGUGGACAUCCUGCAGCCGGACGUCAGUCACUGCGGUGGCAUCUCCGAACUCCGCCGCAUCGCGGCGAUGGCUGAGACGUUCGACGUUGCCAUCGCGCCACAUUGUCCGCUGGGCCCUAUCGCCCUGGCUGCCUGCAUGCAGGUCGAUCUCUCGACCCCCAACUUCGUCAUUCAGGAGAUGGGCCUGGGCAUCCACUACAACGUGGAAAGCGGCGGAGCGUAUGACAUCACUAGCUACAUCAAAGACCCCAGUGUCUUUGCCGUAAAAGACGGCUACGUUGAUGCCCUGACGGGUCCGGGCCUGGGCAUCGAAGUCGACGAGGAGAUGGUGAGGCAGGUUGCGAAGGACACGGAGCCGUGGCGAUCGGGUGAAUUCUACGGCCGUGACGGCGCGAUCAGAGAAUGCUAG